GCCAGACUUGAAUUCGGGAGCAAGCCGAUAGAUAAGAGCUACUUAGUGGGAUUGUUUACAGCGAAUGGAAUAUUGAAUUGAACGUUUCUCCGAAAUAAAGAACAAAAGAGAUAAGGAAUAUCAGAAGAGGCUGUGCUAGAAAUUUAUACCGGUUUUGUUGAUGGUUUGAAUGCUUUAAGCUGUGGUUUACUAAUUGUUUCGACAUAUCGAGAUUUUGCGACGAAUUUGUUGGUGCUUGUUGGAUAUUUGAGUCACGAGAAUCAUGUGUGGUGGAACUGCAAUUGUUUGAUACGCAAAACGCUCCAACCAUGAGUGGGAGGCGGAAGCAGGAGUUUAACAUUGUGUUGCUAGGGGCAGUGGGAGUCGGAAAAUCAGCUCUGACAGUGAAGUUCAUCACCCGACGUUUUAUCAUGGAAUACGACCCAUCUAUAGAGGACAUUUACACAAAACAAGAGGACGUGGACGGACAAGAACUCAUUGUCAACAUAAUGGACACAUUUGAAAAGGACGACUCGAAUAGUGAUCGGUACUAUAGUUGGGCGGACGCAUACAUGAUCGUGUACGGUAUAACAGACCGGGACAGUUUCGCCACUGCGCGGGAUUAUCUGGUCAGGGUCACUGACUAUUUGAAGGCCACGGGGAAAGACUGUCCUGUCGCGCUCGUUGGAAAUAAGUCUGACCUUGAACGUUACAGGCAAAUCACGAAACUCGAAGGACAAGCACUCAGUUGUGACUUUGACGGACUAUUUUUUGAGUGUACAGCAGCGGAGGAAUACGAAUGUGUGGAGGACACAUUUCACGGACUAAUUUAUUCAAUACAAAAACACAGGGGAGACAAACACACAGUCUGUCCGCCACCUUUGUUUAUAUCAGAGGAAAGACUACAGUCGGGAUUGAAAACCAGACCACGUUCUCCAAGAAACGGUGCCGCCGACAAAAAGGACGAAAAAUCACCAAAUAAAAAGACUCCCACAAGCUUCAAGCUAUUCAAUAAAAGUUUUAAGAUUUUUAAUUGAUUUAAUAUUUGAAUAUUUGUUUUAACAUUGUGUUUAGUGUCAGGUAUAAAUUAAUGAGAAUUCUAGAACUCCUGGGGCCAUGAUAACGAACAGUCUUAAGUCCUAGUCUAGACUAAGACUCCGAACGCAUUCUUAUGAAGGAACACAAACUCAUCUUUGUUGCAUGGUUUUACAAAAGAACAUAGUGUAAAUAGCUGUAAAACAUUCAAAUAGUAGUAUAAUACAGCAAAAAUCACCAUCAAUGCUUUUCUAGAAGGAAAGAUACAAUGCAGAUUUGCUAUUUUGAGUCUUGAUUUUGAACUCAGGCAUUUGUUAUCACGGCCCCAGAUUUCUUCAGUCGAAUGCAACUGUAUUGAUUGUUGUUUGGGUUAUAACAUUAAACGUGUUUGUUUCAAUAUAACAAUUUUAUUUUCCAGAUAUUCAACAAUUUGAGAUAAUCAAAUAAUUUACGGUGACAUUAAUACACGAAUAUUAGGCAAAAUAUAUGUUUUAUGCACCACACGUUGUAAUUUCGACAUAACGAAGAAGGAAGUUUUGAACCUUAUAUACUACAUCUCGCUUAUGUCAUUGGAACGUGUUAUCAAAUUAUUCGUUAAGGAAGUGCGGCAUUGGAACGCAAUAUGCCGCACUUUGAUUAUUCGUAGACAAAAGUUUUUUUGUUUAACUUGUGCCUCAAAUUAGUGCAUUCGUGUCUAAUCAGCAAUGUACUCCAGACGUUGUGCUGUUCAGUACAAGAACACUGGCUGUUGAUUGGCUAUUGUGUUUUUGGCAUUUAAAAUACAGACAUCAUUUAUUAAGUGAUAUUUUUUUCCCUUUUUUCGUUUAAGAUCUUGUAAACUCAAAGUAGAAACACUAUAUAUGUCUACUUUGUUAUGUCUGGUGCUGAGCAAAUAACAAAAAAACAAUACACUUUGAAUUGUUAAUGUAAUAUUUUAUCAUAAUAAAGUCUUUGUUAUAAUG
Messenger RNA from Mya arenaria, 1976 nucleotides. Its product is annotated as ras-like protein family member 12. Bases 309 to 1016 code for a protein of 235 amino acids. Gene Ontology annotation, molecular function: GTPase activity; GTP binding. The transcript has 5 exons. Lineage: Eukaryota; Metazoa; Mollusca; Bivalvia; Myida; Myidae. The record is from RefSeq and is a predicted model, not a curated record.